AUGAACAAUUAUAACGGAAAAGCCAAUGAGUCACCGCCAAAGUGGCACAAGAUCGCCGCCAAAGUGGCAGUCGCGACCCGGCUUGAGCAAAGUUUACAUCCCAGAGACUCGCCGCCAAAGUGGCAGUCGCAAAGUACUCUGUCAUUUUCCACCUUUCGAGUACCCGCCGCCAAAGUGGCAGUCGCAAAGUACUCAUUUUUCACCUUAGAAUUCACCGCCCGCUUACAUCUGAAAAUCAUAACCCUAAAGUGCCUAAAUGAUGAAUGA
Molecule: messenger RNA, 267 nt
Organism: Funneliformis caledonium
Lineage: Eukaryota; Fungi; Glomeromycota; Glomeromycetes; Glomerales; Glomeraceae
Source: the annotation of a GenBank genome assembly